AUGGUGUGGGAGACGCUGGUCAAUCUGGUGUGCAGGCCUCCGAGGUACAGCUACGAUCCGGAUGAGGUGCUGGGACCCAAGAGGUUCAGGAUCGACGGAAGGCUGUUCGAGCGGGUGGACGUGGAGGUAAUGAACAAGCGUCGGCAACGUCUCAAGUGCAGCCACUACAUGCCUGUGCUCGAGGGGACGAGGGCUGGGCACACGACCAAGUUCCCGUGUGUCAUCUACUGUCACGGAAAUUGUGGCAGUAGAGUAGACGCCAGCGACUGCCUCGACCUGCUGCUCCCUCAGAUGAUAUCAGUCUUCGCCUUCGACUUCUCAGGCUCCGGCCUCUCCGACGGAGAGACCAUCUCGCUGGGCUACUACGAGCAAGACGACCUGCUGGCCGUUAUCGAGUACUUGCGUGAAAGUGGACUGGUCUCGAGGAUCGGCUUGUGGGGGAGGAGCAUGGGAGCGGCGACGAGCGUGUUGGUCGCUGCUCGGGAUCCUUCCAUCGCUGGAAUGGUACUCGACAGCGCCUUCUCUUCGCUGACUCAAGUCAUGUACGAGCUCGCCAACCAGUACAUGAAACAAGUCAAAGUGCCUAAGAUUCUCAUCAACGGUGCGAUCUCCGUCUUGCGCAAGUCUGUCCAGAAGAAGGGGAAUUUCGACAUCAGGCAUCCCAAUCUAUUGAAAGAUGUGAAUCCAGAGGACGCAGCCGACAAGUGCUUCAUUCCGGCUUUGUUUGCGCAUGCUGACGGCGAUGAUUUCGUUCUUGCGCAUCAUUCCAAGCAACUGUAUGAGAGAUAUGCUGGGGACAAGAAUAUCAUCACCUUUGGUGGAGAUCACAACAGCCCACGGCCUGCUUUCUUUUUUGACUCAGUCGGGAUUUUCUUCUACAAUGUUCUGAUUGAAAACGCGGAGUAUGAGGACAUAGAACCGGGGUCGAGCGCAGUGGAGGGGAGAAGCAUGAUGGACUAUGGCGCCAGCUCUGCUUCUCAAGCUCCUGAAUACCAGCGAAUGAGGCAGUCGCCGUCCAAGGAGUCGCUCGCCAACACCUGGGGAGAUUCGCACGCUCUGGAAGCGGUCUUCUCACCUUUUGAUGAGAAGAAGCAGGGAGAAGACGGAGUCAUGGAAGCUCUCAAGUCAUCUCUUCGGGAGAUGGAAGCUGAACUUGGAUCCAACGACCCUAACGUGACAGAACUGAAGAAGAUGUUGCGGGAGUAUGAAUCCAGAUAA
This is a messenger RNA of Guillardia theta CCMP2712, 1218 nucleotides long. RefSeq lists its product as hypothetical. The record is from RefSeq and is a predicted model, not a curated record. The coding region runs from base 1 to 1218 and encodes 405 amino acids. The transcript is spliced from 12 exons. Lineage: Eukaryota; Cryptophyceae; Pyrenomonadales; Geminigeraceae.